Cornus florida is the source of this 972-nucleotide messenger RNA. RefSeq names its product small ribosomal subunit protein uS10c. The coding region runs from base 92 to 691 and encodes 199 amino acids. The record is from RefSeq and is a predicted model, not a curated record. Gene Ontology annotation, cellular component: mitochondrion; small ribosomal subunit; ribosome. Gene Ontology annotation, molecular function: structural constituent of ribosome; RNA binding. NCBI's taxonomy places the organism in Eukaryota, Viridiplantae, Streptophyta, Magnoliopsida, Cornales, Cornaceae. The transcript has 3 exons. Gene Ontology annotation, biological process: translation.
UAAUAGAAAAAACAUUUGGGGUUUGGUUUGGAUAAUGCUCUACUGAGUAUUGCAUUGCACAGAGAGAGGGAGGAGAAAGAGAGAGAUUCAAAUGGCUAUUUCAUCACUGUCUCCAACAGUAAUUGCAUCACUUCCAUUGUGCAAUUCCUCCACCAUUUCAACCAAACCAAAGCUCUGUUUCUUCUCUUUGCCCUCAAAUGCCUCAAAGCUCAAAACCCUGAAGCACUUUCCCUUAUCUACUACUACUAGGGUUUUUGCUGCUCCUGAAGUGUUGGAUUCACAAGAAACCCUAGAUGGUCCUGACACUACAGGCCUCGAGGUUGAGGGUUCUGAAAGUGUGGGUUCUUCAUCGCUCAGCAUCGGUGCAGAUGUUGAUAAGGUGUCUCCAAAGCAGAAAAUUCGAAUUAAACUGAGGUCGUACUGGGUGCCGCUUAUAGAAGACUCCUGCAAGCAGAUAAUGGACGCAGCAAGGACAACAAAUGCGAAGACCAUGGGUCCUGUGCCAUUACCAACCAAAAAGCGAAUUUACUGUGUACUUAAAUCUCCACACGUACACAAAGAUGCCCGCUUCCAUUUCGAGAUCAGAACUCAUCAGCGCCUCAUUGAUAUUCUAUACCCGACUGCCCAAACGAUAGAUUCCUUGAUGCAGCUUGACCUUCCCGCUGGAGUUGAUGUGGAGGUCAAGCUUUGAAGAAGCAGUGCUGCAGCAAACAUUUUAAUGUUGAUUAUUUUCUUUCAACAUCUAUGCCCACUUCCAAAUUUGAACCUUGUAGAAUGCCUUUUGAACAAACAGUAGUUGAAAAUGUAUACAGAUGCAAUUUUUUUGUCUCAAAGUUUGAUUUGUCAAUUUCAUGUGAAGAUGUUACAAUGCUUGGGCAUCUGACUCCUACAAUAUCCCUUUGUAUCAAACUCCUAGAGUGACUUUAAUAUCUCCUUGCCACCAUGUGAAUUUGAUCUUCUAUUUUCUAAUUA